CUUUCAAAGCUGCAUCGCAGGCAUGAUGGGCUGAAUGGCCUCCUCCUGUGAUAAUAUUAAUGAAGACAUUUCUUGUGAAUCUCAUCACCUUGGAUUCCACUUGUAUGUUUGAGGGUUUUGCCCCUUUACUGACACUAAUAUCUGAUUUCUCCCAUCCUAUUUUUUUGUUUCUCCCGAGCUGACGGCACUUGAAUAGGAGGAACUGGUUAAACCGCCCCUCACUUCCCCAGGAAGGAGCAGCAUUUCCCUGGGAGGAAGCCACACACUGAGCUCAGGAUCUGGGGAACUCACUCAGGACAACCCUGCUCAGUCCCCUGCCUAGUGGCCACUCGCUCUGGGAUAAGGGGCGCAGAACCCAAACAACAACAGGACUGCACAGCAACUCCCCCUCGGACCUGCCAUGGGACCUCUGAUCAUUCUGGUCAGUUUAUAUCCUCUGACCUGGGCCUCUUACAUUCAGCAGCUCAAUCCCAAUGGAAACAAUGUGUGUUCAUCAACAAGGGGGCCUCCCUCAUGGAGCUGCUGCCCGGGCUGGAGACAGCAAGGGAACGAGUGCACCAUCGCAAUCUGUGAGGCACCAAAUUCCUGCAGUCCGGAAGAGAUUUGUGUCAGACCUGGAGUGUGUCGCUGUCCCCAUGGAUUCUUUGGAGCUAACUGUGUGACCAGAUGUCCGGACCAGUUCUGGGGUCCGGAUUGUCGGAACGUGUGCUCCUGUCAUCCCAAUGGGAAGUGUGACGCAGUGUCAGGGAUUUGCAGCUGCUACCGGGAUCGCUGGGGACCGAGCUGUGCCAAGAGGUGCCGAUGUAAACAUGGGCACUGUGACCCAGACACUGGGCACUGCCUGUGCGAGCUUGGCUGGUGGGGAAGUGACUGCAGCAAGAUGUGCCAGUGCCACUUGGGGCACUCGCUCUGCGAUCCGAUCACUGGGAAGUGUAACUGCUCCUCUGGAUACUGGGGCAAGCAAUGCAACAUUUAUUGCUUCUGUAACCAAUCUUCCUGUGCCCAGCUCACGGGAGUGUGUGAGUGUCGAGAGGGUUGGUGGGGUACCCUGUGUGAGCGCAGGUGUGUCUGCGUGCAUGGGAGAUGUAACUCCAGUGACGGGCAGUGUCUGUGCCACACUGGGUACCAGGGACGGACCUGCAGUGAGCCCUGCACCGCUGGGUUCUACGGAGAUAAGUGCAGAAAAAGGUGCGGUCAGUGUAAGGAAUCCCAGCCCUGCUCCCCAUUCGAUGGUUCCUGUCAGCCCUGCCAGCCUGGUUGGAAUGGAAGUCGCUGCGAUCAGCCCUGCUCCCCAGGACUCUACGGAGAAAACUGUGCCGAGAAAUGCCCGAGGUGCCGGGACGGAGAAUUCUGCCACUUUGUGACUGGGGUUUGCCGCGCCUGUAAUCCUGGUUGGAUCGGGCCCAGGUGUAAUUCUCCCUGUACAUCUGGGACCUUUGGGCAAAGCUGUCAGUCACCCUGUCCAGAGUGUAACUACGGAAAAUGCCAUCACAUCACAGGGGAGUGCAUCUGUCAUGUGGGUUACACUGGAGCCAGCUGUAAUCUCACCUGUGCGAAUGGAUCUUACGGAGUGAAUUGCUCAUCGCCGUGUCGCUGCCUCGGAGCUCCCUGCGACCCUGUGACCGGCGGCUGCCAUUUCAGUAAAGCAGGAGUUGUGACAGCCAUUGUCAUGAUGACUCUCCUCAUCCUGCUCUGCAUCUUCUGCUGCUGUUGCUGUGGAAACGACAAGAAUGAUCCCAGGAACAGGAUGCUGGAUGAGGAAGAUGGUCCAUUAACACGGAUGAAACAUCACGUACAGGGAGUUCUGGCCAAUCUCGGCUCCGCCCUCCCCUGCAUUUCAUUUGGAAACCAAAAGCUCCCAAAGGUCACAGUUUCCCAUCACGAUGCCGAUGUCAGUUUUAACUGCAGUUUUAUCGACUCUCCCUCUGCAGGCUGGGAUUCAGCAUCAUUCUCCUCCUUCGAGACAGAUGAGGGGGAGCCCGUGUACUGUGUACCCACUCAGGAAGGAAAUGGCUUGCUGCCUCCUGUGGGUGGAUGCCAGGAAUUGAAUUCCAGGUGUAACUAUUUGCCAGCGGAUCAGGCGGAUUUGAACAGUGAAGAUGGGCUGCAGCCCUUGUCCAUUCCCAGAACGUCCAGCAUCGUGAAGGCUAAGAGACCCUCUGUCUCAUUUGCAGAAGGGACAAAGUUUGGUCCUGAGCUCAGAAGGGGAUCCAUGCCAGAGAGCAGGAUUGUCCCCACUGCCAACGCGCAGCGUAAGAGGAAUCUCUCAUGGACACUCAGUAAACUAUCGCCCAUCGAGUCAGAGCCUGCAGCUGGUGACAGUCCCAAUGCUGUCUGCCAGCCCUAUGAGUGCACUAACCUCCCUGGUAUUUACCCAGAGGCCGAGGGUCCCCAUUGCCACAGCAGACCCUGUGGAGAGCGCAGGGGCACCUCAUCCACAGCCAAGAAAGACAGCCAGGCAUUGGAGAGCAGGGACAUGACAGGGACACCUGGUGAGCCCAAAGUCACGGCCAGUGAUCAGAAAGUGGCAACAGCCUACGUAAUGCCAAGAGAAGCAAAGCGGUGCUCUAAGAUUUGGGGGAGCUCAGGGGACGGAGUUGGGACAGUUCAGGCAAUGUUGAAAAGAUUUGGGAACUUUCAGAGACAGCGAUCAAUUCCCAAAGAGGAGCUAAGACCCAGGGUCCGCGGAGAGAAUAUCAACAAAAUCCACCGGAAACUGGCUGCCCUGGAUAAAAACCUCAAACCCCAGGCAUCAAGUAACGUGGCGGCUUCUGCAUAUGAGAAUUUGCCCCCUAGGGUUCCUGCCAUGCCAGCUCAUGGCACUCAACAAGGCCAAGCAGAAGGCAAUGCCACCCUGACAAAGAAACCACUUCUCCCAACCACCCCCAUCCUUCAGAAGUUGGUGGCCAACAUGGCGGAGGACACAGAGAGAAGACUGGGCACGAUGUCCUCUCCCAGCCAAAGGGACAAUCCUUGUGAACAGGACUGUGAGAACGGGCACGAGCACAGUGAGGACAUCCCCACCCAGCACACAAAGCAGGAAAUCCAGUGAGAAGCUAGCUGAAGCUGCGAAAGGUUUACACUAGCUCAGAGACUGGGGACAAUAGGGGAUUAAUACUAGGGACAGAAUGGGUUUGAGUGUGACAUGGCUAAGGCAUAUAAGCUUUCACUCUGCAGAGUGGGAUUGUUCUCAGGUCUUCAGGAUAAGAAUCUUGAAACAUUGAAGGAGAAUGGAGGGAUUGGGAGAAUGAAGGGAUUGGGAGAGGGAUUUGGGGAAGAGAAGUCAAUGGAAAUAAAAUUUAAGAGGGAGGUAAAUGAACUGCUGAUUGGCUGACUCCCAUUUUACCUUAACUUCCCCAUUGGCUGUGCUGCAGUGAAGCAGUGUUCAAUAGGAGUGUCCAAUAGGCAUGUUUGAGAAUGAAUGGGUGAACUAGCAGUGUGGGUAAGGGUUAUUUAACUAUCAGCACCCACAUAUACAGGCACUUCCCCACUCUUGGCCUGAUUAACACUGGCUGGGGUGAGAGCUAUCCAGGGGAACUCUCUCUAACCCCAAUGGGAACGGUACCUCUGAAGGAAUAUCCUGGGGCAAAGACUCGUCUGAGGUUCUGCUCUGUUUCAGUGCAGGUGCUGGCCAGUUUAUGAUCUACAGAAUCCAGAGAUAACACAGAGGAGAGGAAUUUCACACAAAAGUGUUUAUUAUUUGCCUCGAUCUCCAUUCCAUGUUUAUCUCAUUGCUGUUUUAUGACAAUACUGGGGCUUUACCCCUCCUGCUGAAAUGAACACUGCUCUCAGUGAGAUGAGGUGGGUGAGGAUUACUUGCCAUGACUCACAGCAUCAACAGGUACUCUCUGCCCCGCUCAAUGCUCCCUCUCCGCACAUACCCCUAGGUCUGACUUCAUGGCCACCAAUCCAUCUCUCCAACCCCAAC
This is a messenger RNA of Carcharodon carcharias (great white shark), 3928 nucleotides long. RefSeq names its product scavenger receptor class F, member 1 (gene scarf1). Lineage: Eukaryota; Metazoa; Chordata; Chondrichthyes; Lamniformes; Lamnidae. The coding region runs from base 401 to 3052 and encodes 883 amino acids. Gene Ontology annotation, molecular function: scavenger receptor activity. The record is from RefSeq and is a predicted model, not a curated record. The transcript is spliced from 11 exons.